AAAUCCCGCCCGCCCAUUCCCUCUCCUUCUAAAAACGCUACUAUAUAUAGAUAAAAAUCCAUGGCACCUUUACUUCUUCAAAAGCUCUCUUCCUUUUCUAUCAAGAAACCAGAAAUCCUCUCUCAAAAAUCAAAAUCAUGAUCGAUCUCCUUUUCCAGGGCUUAUGCAUGCCUCACUUCUAUCCUCCUGGAUUUUGAACGGAAAGUGAAAAUCCGGAGAAGUGAAAAUCCGUUUGGUGAGAGUUGCUGUUGUUGAAUUGAUUGAUGGCGGUGGUGGUGGUGUGGAAUUAGGGUUUUGGAAAUGAUGGGAUUGGGAAUUUCGCUUGUGCGGGUGCUUACAAGCUCUAAUGAUUACUAUAGUGGAUCUUUUAUUGCCUGGCUAAUCACAGCUGCUUUAGGAUUUUUAGUUAUUGUUUAUAGAUUAAUUAAUUGGCAUAAAAGAGCAUCGCAGAAAUGGCUUAAAGCUGCGGCUAAAGCGAAGAAGCAAGUUUGGAAAAAGUUAAAUGUUCCGCGGUCUGGUCAUUUAUGGAUUGAAGAUUUAGCUUAUGGUCAAAAACAGCCUUCUACAUGCUGUGUUUGUUUGACUUCAUUGGUGUUACCAUAUAAUGGCUGUAGUGCGUCGUUGCGUAGUGAUUUUGUGCACCGUUGUGUUGUUUGUGGUGCGGCGGCUCAUUUUAAUUGUUCUGAGUUUGCGGUGAGGGACUGUAAGUGUAUUGCGCAGGCAGGGUCUAGUCAUGUGAGGCAUCAUUGGUCAGAGAGAUGGUUUAAUAUGGAUGAGAAUCCUGAGAUGAGUGCGUUUUGUUCUUACUGUGAUGAACCGUGUGGUGUUACUUUUAUUGAUGCUUCACCGACGUGGCAUUGUUUGUGGUGUCAGAGGCUCAUUCAUGUGAAAUGUCAAGCUAAAAUGUCAAAAGAAUCUGGUGAUGUUUGUGAUUUGGGUCCCCUUAGGAGGAUUAUUCUUUCACCACUCUGUGUGAAGGAAGUUGAUGGAGGAAACAGUUUAAGUUUGAUCACUGAGGAAAUUAUAGCCUCUUCUGUUCGUGGGCAGAUGAGAAGAAAGCAGCGCAGCAGGGGCAAGCAUGGAGAUGAUCACCCUGUUAAUGGUAAGUUGCAGGGUGCAACAACUGCCACUAGAGACUUGGAUUUUGUGUUGAAUGGGUUUGCAGGAUUGAACAGAUCCAGCAGCGAUAUUGAUUUCCACUGCUUAAAGAAGAAUGGCAGGAUAAAGUACACACUUAAUGGCCUAAUGCAUAAUAAAGGCGGAACUGCAAUCUGUGGACAAGUUAAGAAGUAUGCAUUGGCUGAUUUGGCUCAAGAUGCAAGGCCCCUUUUGGUCUUCAUUAAUUCCAAGAGCGGAGGUCAACUUGGGCCUAUUCUUCGAAGGACACUGAACAUGCUGUUGAAUCCUGUACAGGUAUUUGAAUUAAGUGAUUCGCAGGGGCCUGACAUUGGUUUGGAGUUAUUUAGCAAGGUGCGGUAUUUUAGAGUUUUGGUCUGUGGUGGAGAUGGAACUGUUGCAUGGGUCCUUGAUGCUAUUGAGAGGCGCAACUUUGAAUCUCCACCACCUGUUGCGAUCAUUCCCCUUGGUACAGGAAAUGAUUUAUCAAGGGUCUUGCAAUGGGGAGGAGGCUUCUCAAAGUUUGAUGGACAAGGUGGCUUAAGCACACUUUUGCAAGAUAUCGACCAAGCUGCAGUUACAAUGCUAGAUCGCUGGAAAGUAAAUAUCAGAGAAGAGAAUUCAGAAGGGUAUAUGGAAAGAGAACAAUCCAAAUUCAUGAUGAACUACUUAGGUAUUGGAUGUGAUGCUAAGCUUGCAUAUGAAUUUCACAUAACACGUCAAGAGAAUCCCGAGAAGUUCAGUAGUCAGUUUGUGAAUAAAUUACGAUAUGCCAGAGAAGGUGCCAGAGAUAUGAUGGAUAGAGCUUGUGCUGACUUACCAUGGCAGGUUUGGCUUGAAGUUGAUGGGAAAGACAUACAGAUUCCAAAGGAUUGUGAGGGUUUAAUUGUGCUGAACAUUGGCAGCUAUAUGGGGGGCGUGGAUCUUUGGCAAAAUGACUAUGAACAUGAUGAUGAUUUCAGUCUUCAAUCCAUGCAAGAUAAAAUGCUUGAAGUUGUAAGUGUCUGUGGAGCAUGGCACCUCGGCAAACUUCAGGUUGGACUUUCACAAGCAAGGAGGCUAGCACAAGGGAAGGCCAUCAAAAUACAUGCUUCAAGUGCUUUCCCAGUUCAGAUAGAUGGGGAACCAUUCAUCCAUCAACCUGGUUGCUUAGAAAUAACGCAUGAUGAACAGGUAUUAUAUUCCUUCUCUUAUAAUGCACUUGAUGCUCACAUAAGAGGCUUGGCUGAUGGAUCCCUGCUUUUCCAUGGCACACCUAAUCUCAUAGUUCAUGUGUUUGCAUUUUUACUUGAUGAUCCUUUAACGCUGGAAACACCAGACACAGCACCCUGUCAUUUGAACUUCUAGAUACUGAUCCCUCCCUAAUCACUAUGUAAGUCAUACUGAUAAUCUUGAGGUGAAUAAGGGAGAAACUUGAUCCCUUCCCCAGUAACUGCAGAAGUGCAACUAUGGGAGAAAUGCUUCUUUCUCUGUGAAGGAUUACUGAAUUAAAAAUGAUGAAAUGUAACAUACUGAUUUAGAAUCAUUUUUAUGAUCUUCCUAGACUGUCGAUGAAGUUCAUGAACCCCUAGUACAUGAAUAAGAGUAAAGAUUAUUUAGUGUAACUAUGACUAAGAAAUUAAGAUCAAGUGUAUGAGUUGAGAAUUAGAACAAAUAGGAUAUAUAAAUCGGAGGAAGCCAAAAAAUACAAGAAGCAAAGGGAGGGGCAAACAGCAACUGGAAAGAAAAAUGGAGUCCAACUUUGUGCACAAGUCAUGAUAAUAAACCAUAUAGACGCACAACCUCAAUUUUGUAGGAAGCAUAUACAAAAAAACAUUCAACAAAAAGCAAUCCUCAUAUGAUGGUGUAAAUCUUUAUAAAUUGUCUUUAUGGUUUCAGAAAGACUUCCAAGAUAUUCUUCCAUUGGUUUCUUUCUUUAGUUUACUUGAUGCUGCAUUUCAUUUCAAUAUCAUUUCUUUCAUUCCUUAUCUCUAGCACUUUCAUCAUCUUCACUAUAAACACAGGCUUUACCUUUUGGAAAAGUACUUAAUUUAAUUGAAGAUGUGUGUUUGUAUACUAUUAUCUCCGAGUGGAGAUUGUGGAGGAACAUUGCCAAUCCCUUGGCCACAAGCAGAAUUAGCGGAGAAAAGCUAGUCAAGCAAACUAUUUUCCUUUGACACGUAAUAUUAUGUUGAUGAUUAACAAUGAUACGCAUUCUCAAAAUGAUGUUUAGGGGGGUGAUAUUUACGAUUCUAUCCUCUGUAUUUUCUUCUCUUAUACUAUUGAUGCGGCACAAGUGUUCCUCAUUUUUUCUCCUCUAUAAAAUUGGGAAGUUGGUGUUCCUGCCGCAUUGUGCAAUGUGCGUUGGAAUUAACUGAAACUGAUGCUAGCUGCCACAAAUAUAUCCUUAUUGUUAAUGGUGCAACAAAAUUAUUCAUCCUUGUAUAUUUGAUUAUCUGAGGAUGUUCAGGAUCAGAAGGGAUUCACUUUGAACGUGUAUUUAGCAUGUUGUUACCAUUCUAUUUUUUUAUAAUCAUUUAUUUUCAUCUGAACCUUUCUAACUAUAAUUCAUGGAUUUUUGGCAUGUUUCAGGUGUUCAUGUUGAGGAGAGCCUCUGAGGAGCCGAGAGGCCACGCAGCUGCCAUUAUGACAGAGGUUUUGGCAGAUGCUGAGUGCAAAGGAGUC
Populus euphratica (Euphrates poplar) is the source of this 3780-nucleotide messenger RNA. Its product is annotated as diacylglycerol kinase 2-like. Gene Ontology annotation, molecular function: ATP-dependent diacylglycerol kinase activity. NCBI's taxonomy places the organism in Eukaryota, Viridiplantae, Streptophyta, Magnoliopsida, Malpighiales, Salicaceae. Gene Ontology annotation, cellular component: membrane. Bases 301 to 2463 code for a protein of 720 amino acids. Gene Ontology annotation, biological process: phospholipase C-activating G protein-coupled receptor signaling pathway. The transcript has 7 exons. The record is from RefSeq and is a predicted model, not a curated record.